CGGCGCGGAGCCGCUUCUUUGGAUAAGAGGCGCGGGGCCACGGGGAUGGGCAGGUGAACGCGUGAGAGCAGCGGCAGCAGCGGGACGGGGCCGGAUCCUCCCGACGCCACUUUUGGGCUCUUUCCGGGUGUUUUUGAGGCUUUUCUUGGGGGGGUGUUUGGGUUUUUUGCCUUCCCCCCCCCCCAACUUGGCUUUCCCCGGGUCCCCACGGUUCGUUUCCCCCCCCUGCCCCUCCGGGGCCACCGGGCAUGGAGGGGGCGGCUGAAACGCGCCCGACUCCGGGUCCCGGGGCCGCCGGCGGGGCCCCCAUGAGCGGCUGAGAGGAGCCGGGGGCCCCCCCCCCGGCCCGUCCAUGGGCGCGCUGGAGCAGGGCACCGGAGCCCCCCGCCCCGCCGCUCCCAUGCUCAGCUUCGCCAAGGAGGCGCCGGCCCCCCGGGACGCCCCCGCCGCCGCCGCCUCGUACUACGGAGAUGGGGGGGGACCCCCUCCGGAACCGGGAACCCCCCCGCUCCCUUACGGUGCUCCCGGUGGCUUCGGCGGCCGGUUCCUGGGGCCGUGCCCGCCUUACCGAGCACCGCCGCCUCCCGCCGCCGGCCCGGGGGAGGGUUACGGGGGCGCGGAGCUGUACGCGGGAGCCGACGGAGGUUUCGGGGCCGCGGCCCCCUCUUUGUGCCCCCGCUCCGGGCCGCUCUGCGCCCUGCCCGGGUACCGGGCGGCAGGAAAGGUGCAAGUGAUGCUCAACAACUACCAGCUCUGGGCCAAGUUCCACAAGCAUCAGACCGAGAUGAUCAUCACCAAGCAGGGCAGGCGCAUGUUCCCGUUCCUCAGCUUCACCCUCUCAGGGCUCAACCCCGUAGCCCACUACAGCGUCUGCGUGGACGUGGUGCUGAUGGACCAGCAUCACUGGCGCUACCAGGGCGGCAAGUGGGUGCAGUGUGGCAAAGCCGAAGGCAAUAUGCCAGGGAACCGCCUCUACCUGCACCCCGACUCUCCCAACACGGGUGCGCACUGGAUGCGGCAGGAGGUCUCCUUUGGGAAGCUGAAGCUCACCAACAACAAGGGCGCAUCCAACAACGUCGGCCAGAUGAUCGUGCUGCAGUCGCUGCACAAGUACCAGCCGCGGCUGCAUGUGACGGAGGUGCAGGAGGGUGAGGAUGAGGGGUUCCCCUCCCCACACACGCACACCUUCGCCUUCCCAGAGACGCAGUUCAUCGCCGUCACGGCCUACCAGAACGCUGACAUCACGCAGCUGAAGAUCGAUCAUAACCCCUUUGCCAAAGGAUUCCGGGAUAACUUUGACUCGAUGUACACGGCCUCGGAGGGCGACCGCCUCACCCCGUCCCCGUUGGAGGGUCCCGGCUGCCGGCAGCUCCUGCCCGCCCCCCGCUUCCAGCCCUUCCUGCCCGAGCAGUUCCCGUUGCCCCCGGGGCGCCUCUUCAGUGCGGAGCGGGGGGCUCCGCUGCCGCUGCCCCCCAAAGACCCCCCGCGCUGGUACUUCACCCCCCAGCAACCCCCCCCUGCCACGGGCACCCUGGAGUACGGUGGCUACGAAGCGGGAUACGGGGGGGGCAAGCUGGUGUCCUAUGGGGUGAAGUCCUUCACCCUGCCGCCCGCCCCACAUCAACCCCUGCCCUAUUACCCCGAGGGGCCGGCGGGGUUCGGGGUGGCGGGGGGCUGGAGCCCUGGGCAAUACGGCCCCAAGGGCAGCCCCGGGGCUCUGGGCUGGUACCGGGAGCCCCGGGAGGAGAAGGGGAAGGAAGCAGAGGGCUGGCCCCCCGAGCCCCCCGCCCCAGCGGACUCCGUGGACUUGGGGCUGUACGAGUGCAAGCGGCGGCGGGUGUCCCCGUACCCCUCCAGCGCCGAAAGCUCCCCCCCACCCCGCAAUGGGGACCUCUAUGACAAGGACCCGGGUGCCGAUGGUGGCUACUACGGCUUCUACGGCAACUGAGCCACACUUGGGGGGCUCAAAACCCAUCCCCACGGGCACCCCAAAGCCUCAGGACCCAAGGGGUGCAAUGUGUGUGUGUGUCGUUCCCCCCCCCCAGUUCAACAUCAUAUCCUGGGAAGACUUGAGCGUGUUGGGGGGCAGGAUGAAGCCAGACAAUCAAUCAGCCCCCAGUGCCACCCCGGUGGGGCCAUGGGGGCAAGCAAGGAGGGAACAGGGAGGAAGGGGGUGG
Pezoporus occidentalis (night parrot) is the source of this 2177-nucleotide messenger RNA. It is a transcript of the gene TBX21, whose product is annotated as T-box transcription factor 21. The transcript has 6 exons. The coding region runs from base 353 to 1948 and encodes 531 amino acids. Gene Ontology annotation, molecular function: RNA polymerase II cis-regulatory region sequence-specific DNA binding; DNA-binding transcription factor activity, RNA polymerase II-specific. Gene Ontology annotation, biological process: positive regulation of DNA-templated transcription; regulation of transcription by RNA polymerase II; cell fate specification. The record is from RefSeq and is a predicted model, not a curated record. Gene Ontology annotation, cellular component: nucleus. Lineage: Eukaryota; Metazoa; Chordata; Aves; Psittaciformes; Psittacidae.